This is a messenger RNA of Trypanosoma theileri, 5727 nucleotides long. Its product is annotated as ADP-ribosylation factor guanine nucleotide-exchange factor 1(brefeldin A-inhibited). Bases 1 to 5727 code for a protein of 1908 amino acids. Gene Ontology annotation, molecular function: guanyl-nucleotide exchange factor activity. Gene Ontology annotation, biological process: regulation of ARF protein signal transduction. The record is from RefSeq and is a predicted model, not a curated record. Lineage: Eukaryota; Euglenozoa; Kinetoplastea; Trypanosomatida; Trypanosomatidae. The transcript has a single exon.
AUGUCUUGGAGGUAUGAGGAUGUAGCCGACGCCUGCGGGAAAGUGCUGAAUGAAGAGAAAAGUCCAAAGAGCCGAUCUCUGCUCAAUCAAGUUAUGAAGGAUCUUGAAGGAGUUAUUAUGGCUGUAAAAGGUGGAGACGAAAAAAAAGAUGAAGGAAGUAGUAAAUCUUCUCAGAGUAAAGAGAAGUCUAGUACCAUGGAAUUAGGGGAAGUGGAACUAAUUCGUUUGGGAUUUGCGUGCCGAUUAGCUCUCCUAGGAAACUGUGAGAAUAGAUUCUCAAGCAAAAGUUCAAUUGCUUCUCUUGAGUUUGCUACCAUCCUUCUUAAUUCUGGUCUAAUUCCAACUAGGGUUAUAGUUACGCCUCCUGAAGUAAAUGUACCAGAGAUUUCACCCGGUGGAGCCGGUGACUUUUUUUCAAAAAUUUUAGGUAGUGGAACAGGCGGUGGUAAAGGAUCAACGCGUUCUGAUACCAAGGAGACAAUACCAAAUACUGAAAAAGUAAAUCUUUUUAUUACAAUAGUAGAAGGAGUUUUGGCUCUUUCAAAACGUAUUCAAAGUAAAGAAGUAAAUGAAAACGUUUUAUUUUCCUUGGUUACAGCUCUUCAAGCCUCAGCUGUUCCUAUGUGUGGUAGAGCAUUAUUCUACGAAAAAACACGUAAUAAUUGUAGUGAUCAGUUUCUUGCUGUUUGUGGUGAUCUACUAUUGCGGAUAGUUAAAGAGUUGUUUAGUAUAUUAAAACGAAAUAAUGUUAUUCCUCCUUUAAUGGAGGAAGUAAAAUCUGCUUUGAAUAACAUUGCCAAAGCACUAUCAAAGUCAGUAGAACACGAAACAAUAGGACUGAAUGGAGGACAAUUAGUUGAAAGCAAUCAAGCUGACGGAGGGUUUCAAGUAGAUGCUGCUAAAUUGUUGGAGUAUUUUUCUAGACUUACAAAGUCUUCAGUGUUAACUCAAUCAUCAGUUAAUCAACAAGGAAAUUCUGUGGGAAUCAUUAAUUCAUCUAAUGAAUCGUCUGUUGUUUUACUUACUGCAUUAGGACUUAAUCUUCACCUUAUUGUGAAUGGUGGUCCAGUUUUUAGGAACUCAAAAGUUAUAUUAACAUCUUUGAAAUCUUCCGUAAUCCCUUCUACUUUGAGUGCUGCAUUAUUAAAGGAUUUGGAUGCGUUUAGAUUAUCAGUUAAUGUUUUAUUAACAUGUUCAAUUACCUUUGGACAACUUAUGGUAAAUGAGACAGAGACAAUCUUUCGGCAUUUGUUCUUUCGGGUUUUAGAAUCUAAAACAAGUUCUUUAACUCAAAAAUCCUUGGUUGUUGAGGCAUUUCGACGAUAUAUUGAAGAACCACAAAACCUUCUCUCUCUAUUUUUAAAUUAUGAUUGUAAUACACGUUCUCAGAGUGUUUAUGAACAAAUGAUAGGAUAUUUGGUAGCAUUAUCUAUUCCAUCUUCUUUAAGGAGCUCAGAUGUACAAGAUCGAAAUGAUUCUAGUUUUGAGAAAAUUAUCUUGGAUUUUUCAGUUCCUGAAACUCUUCAAAGAAGUGCAUUGACCACUCUUUUAUUAGUUCCUUAUUCAAAUCGUCAAUGGAUUGAAAGGUUUGAAUGUGACCAGAAAUCAUCAUUCCCUCAAGCCGAAAGUUUUAUAGGUUCAUCUGUUCUCUCUGAAUCGGUGAAUAAUCCAGAUAAAAGUGAUGAAAAUCAGAGAGAUAUGACUGCUCCGAUGAGUACAGAAAAUGAAAAUGAACACUUUAUUCAAGCUAUUCGUACAAAAGAAGCAUUUCGUAAGUUUCUUUAUCUUUUGAAUGAGACAAGAGAUUCUAUAAGUGCUAUUGAAUUUCUGACAAACGAACCACUUCUUAUUCCAGAUAUUGGUGAUAAAAAAUCAAAUACUGUGGAUCCUAUACAAAAAAAAGAUGUUAAUGAGAGUUCUGAAUCUUUUCCACAUUUGGGGGGAAAUUUGAAUCAUGAGAAAAACUAUUCUGAAACUAUAGAGGAAAAACUAGAAGAGAAAGCCAGUGCUAUUGCAGUUUUUUUAAAAGACAAAGAAGAUUAUAUAGAUAAGUUAGUACUUGGUGAUUUGUUUGCUAAAAGUCUUCGUAAACCUAAAUUGCGUAUGAUUUUCGUAAAGUGGAUAGAGCAACAUUCAUUUGCUGGAAUGACUCUUGAUGUAGCUCUUAGGCUUUUUUUAGGAGGAUUUAAACUUCUUGGAGAAGCUGAGGUUGUUGAUAAAACCAUGGAACUUUUUGCAGCACAAUAUUGUAAGGAGAAUCCAACCAAUUUUCGUUCUGCGAACACAGCAUUCAUUUUAUCUUUCUCAAUAUGUAUGUUAAAUACCGAUGCUCAUAGCCCCCAUGUGAAAAACAAGAUGACACUUGAUGGUUUUAUUCGCAAUAAUAGAGGUAUUGACGAAGGAAAUGAUGUGGAUUCUAAUUUGUUAAAAGGAAUAUACGAACGAAUAGUAUCAAGUGAAAUUAAACUUCGUCCUUCAAAAUAUGUGCAUAGUACUUUAAAUGUUUCUUGCAAUAAGGAUAGUUCUGGGAAUAGGAAUCGAUCAACUAAGAGAAUCUCUACAGGGGCACUAGAGUCUAUUCCUAUUCUCAAACAUUUUGCUCCAGUUGCUAGAGCUAUAACUGAUACUGUUAUGAUACCAUUAGAUGUAGCAGGAAAUGUACUCUUCAAUACUGUUCAACGAAAACGGGAGGAAGUUUAUCAAGCAGAACUUUGUGCUGCUUUAAAAGACGUUAUUGAAGCACUUGAUACUACUGAUGCUUUAAACCCAAGUUUUGUUGAGGCUACUAAAAUUGAAAAUGCAAUUCCAAUGUGGUCUGUUACUGUUGAUUACAUAGUUAAAACUCUUGUGUAUGCGUUUGAAAAUUUUAUUACUCUUGCAGAAACUGUUAUUUCUCCUCAAAAUGUUCAAGGGAACCAUGAUGUUACACUUGUGUUCCUUGCGAACUCUCAAAAUCGGGAUUACUUUGAUAAUCUUCUUCGAGGUCUAGUUAACACAGUUCGUGUAUGUUGUGAUCUUGGUAAUAUUUCUCAUGCUGAAGACCUUAUUGAACGAUUAUUUAUUUUAACUCAAAUUGAGAAUGUUGUGAAAGUUUCUCAGCAAACGAAAUCUACUGUUACUUUAUCAAAUGGAAUAACGAAACCAAGAAUUGAGUUACUUGCGACAUUAUUAAACUUAUUCUUGGUUAAUGGCUCUUCACUUACUACAAGGAGUUGGUGUAUAGCUUACACUGGAGUAUCAUUAUUAGAUUUGAUUGCUAAUGGUAUAGAAGGGAUAUGGAAAAGGCAAGGAAGUAAGUUAUUAUUAACUGAAGAAGAGCAACCCCCUCCAGAUACAUGGUUUGGAAAUCUUGAAGUUCCUCCUUCUUUUGAUAAGAGUUCUCUCAAAAGGCGUGCCAUGAUUUUAGGUACUCUGAGAAGUGUUUGCUCUGUAGAUGUAUGGCUUGAUCGGUUAUUUGAUGCUACAGAAUAUCCAUCACAAACACAAGUUUUUAUGUCAAAUGCUUUGGCUUCUGUGUGUGAAAAAGAAUUGAAAUGUUCACGUUCUUUUUCUCUGACUAAAUUAUUUGAUUUUGUUAAAGUUUGUGCUUCAUUCAGUUCAAGAAUGCAGUGGAGAGAUUUAUGGACUAAUGCUAGUAAAGUUUUUACUUUAGCUGGUUCAAUGCCUUUUGAUAUAGCUAGUUUAGCUUUGGGAGGACUUCGAAUUAUUGCGCUUACAUACCUUAUACGCGAGGAACUUUUAAAUUAUUCAUUUCAAAAAGAAGUACUUAUCCCAUUUGAAGCUAUUCUUAUGGUAAAUCAAGAUGUCAAAAUUCGACAAAAAGUAAUUGAAACAAUAGCAGAACUUAUAGAUUUUCGUGCUAGUCAUUUAGCGAGUGGAUGGAAUGUUGUCUUUUCUAUUUUGAGUCAUAGUGCUGUGAUUCCAGAGGUUGUUAACUCGGCAUGGGAUGUUUGUGAAAAUAUAAUAACUUCACAUGUUGUCCUUAUGAAGGAUUGUUUUAGUGAUUUAGUUUUUUGCUUAAAAUCGUUUGCAUGUAAUAAUGUUGAUGAAAGAAUUGCUUUACUUAGUACUUCAUAUCUAAAAGCAUGUGGACACUGGCUUCAAUUUGGAUUAGAACCUCCACCAACAGAUGUACGUGAUGCUAAUGCAGUUUCUCAAUGGGCAAGUAGAUUUAAAGAUGCAGAUAGUGAAGCACGUGCCUCACAGUUUAUGAUUGGAAUACCACGGGUUACGUUAUCAUUGGCUCCUAUUACUUCAAAUCAAAAUUUAGAGAAAUCUACUAGUCUUACUGUAAAAACAAACUACGAUUUGUGGAUGUCACUAUUAGAAGAAAUGUUUCCUAUUACUUUAAUUCAUCCUUCUGUGAGAGUUAGAGCCCAUGUUAUAUGUUCUUUGUGGUCUCUUAUUGGACAAUAUGCAAUCGCUUUCUCUACUGACAUACAGGACUCUCUAUUUGGUGAAAUUCUAAGACCUGUUAUAUCUAAUCUUCUUAUGCAUGCACCAGUUGAAGAAGAAAAGAACCUUGAUUCCAUGGACUACAAGUUACUUACUUUUCUAAAUAUUAAAAGUAUGUUUCUUGCUUGUUUAAAACAUCCUCACCUUUUAAAUCUUGCAUGUGAAACCUUUACAUCAAUUUGCACAACAUCAUUAUCUUUAGAAAAUGUUAGAGCAGGUCUUGUGGAUGUGAUUUUACGAUUAUGUGUUGAUCUUAAACCUCAAAGUAGUUAUAUUCUCCAGGAUUAUAUAGGUACGGCCCGAGAACCAUGGGUAGGGAGGUUGUGUCAUGAAUUAACACAAAUAGGAUAUGUUGAUGUUAUUCAUUUUAAGAGAACUUCGAGUUGGACUGAAUUGCAUCAAACAGUUGCGGUAACAUCAUCUACAGUUGAUCUCGGAGCUAGUAUGGGGGAAGAAGCAAAAACUAUCAUUACUAAUACUGUUAUAACUUGUCUUGCAGAUGGUGUUAUUCUUCAACUUUUCUCUACUACAAAUCGUUGUGGAUCGCAGCAAGAUCAUUUUCUUUGUUCCAAAACGAUACGUAGAGCAUAUUUAGUUCUCGCUUUUUAUUGCUUAGAAGAUAUAACUGAAGGGGUAUUUUCAACAAUAUUGUCUGGAUUUUCAUUAUCUGUAUCAAACAUACCUGAACAGUUGCUUCUUAUACCUUACUUAUGUCUGCUGAUCGAAUUUGUAUUCGUUUUACGUUCAAAUCCACCCACAUUCAGUGAAACACAAACAUUACAAAAUACACUUAACGUAAUGUAUCAGACAAUUCGGAAAUCACGUGAUUUUUGUGUCCAUCAUCAGGCAGAGUUGGUUAGUGCAUCUGAAAAUGAUAAAACUGAAGGAGAUCAAUUGUAUGGUUCUAGAAAACAUAGGGGUCGUACCUUUAUAGAUAUAUUUCGUUCUGGGAAAGCACCACUAACAGCUCAAGCAAAGCAUUUUUCUCGAACAGUUCCUGAAAGAUUCUUUAAUGAAUGGGUAUAUCUUAUAUAUAUCCUUGGCUUAAAAUUUGCUUUCUCAUAUAAAGGCAUCAUAGCUGACUCCAUCACUGCGUCAACUCUUCAUAAUAUCAUAUUAUUGUUACCCAGUGAGUUAGAAGAGGAAUUAGUGAAGCCUUUUUUUCUUAGUUCCUGGGAGGAACUUGACGUGGGGAUGAAUUUUGUUGAAGGCUCUGUCAUAUCAUGGGCUCUUGAUGUGUUGGAACGAAAAAAGAAUUUAGCCGUUAACUAG